GUCACUAGUUGGAUGCAAUGUUUGAAGUGCCGACUCGACUUGCAUUUGCUGUUCCUCCAUUGCUCCUGCUCAAAGUUGCUUGUUUUUCCCGAUUGCCUCGGCCUGCCUUUGGGGGUAGGAGUGGCCACUUCGCAUCAACGCCUUUUGCCUACAUCGACACGCUUGGCAGUCAAUCUAUUCUUUCAUGACUAUCUUGGACUGCUGCCAAAACCCAAAGCCCUUCAGUGUCGGUUGCCACAACAUUCGCUACGCAACAUGGGUGCCGCUCACACCAGACCAGAGACUCCACCAUUGGCUCCACAACUCAACUAUAGCAUACCACAACAUCGACGAAGCGCAUCUUCCAUCACUGGCAGCCGCUCCCGCAUCUCAAGCACAUGUCCGACGCCCCCGGUCCUCCAGGCCCGCGACUACGACGACGACUGCCGAGUGCUCCGUCGGACUCUGGGGGCGGUCCACAAACUAUGCAAGAACAAACCGCGACAGAUCGAAGCCAUCUCCCAGUCUCUGGGUAGAGCGUCCGGUCGCGACGGGCCCGAUGGCGGGUUGGCCAUGUACGUCCUCAACUUCGACAACUCGGUGACGGCGCUCUACCGGAUUUUGUCGUACCACACGCAUGUGCUCCACACAAACAAGCCGCCUCUGGACGUGCACGAGUUCUCAGACGACCUGGGCAAGUUGGCCGUGGACAUCGAACGAUGGGGGAAGGAGUUCAACGGUCUCGUCUUUCCAGGUCUGGCACCCGCAAACUCUGGGAAGAAAGGUCAACGAGAGCUUCGUGGCGAGGCCAGGGCGUUGGGUGAUCGGUGUUUCAAGGCUGCGGGUAAAUUGGAUGCUUUGGUCUGUUUGGAUGAUAUGCUCACCACCGAGACACUGCUGGGUCGUCUGGCCAGGCUGCCUAACUCGCAGUCUGUGAUGUCCGCGAGAAUGCAUAGCAGGACCCCGUCGCCUGUGCCUUCGAACGCCACCGCCGCGUCAGGCGUGCCGUUUGGCAGUGCCAGUGCGUCGAAUGGGAGAGGUUCAACUCCGCCUAAUGGGCAGAGUGGAUCGACGAACUCGGGGGAUUCAGGAAGGGGUGCUGGCCCCGUUGGAGUGGCAUAGCUGGGGAUUAUGGUGUCGUGGUACGGGCAGCAUAUGGGCUGCAAUGGACUUUUCGCCUGGUUUGACCCUGGUAGGCCAAUGCGUUUCGAACUCGGACCGGGACAGGACGGCGAUGGCUAGGGGUUGAUAGUAGAAGUUGCAUUAGCAGACAGGGAUAGAUUAGAUAGGCGACGAAUUGAAUUCAUUUCGAAUCUCGAA
This is a messenger RNA of Exophiala dermatitidis NIH/UT8656, 1299 nucleotides long. RefSeq lists its product as uncharacterized. The coding region runs from base 13 to 1101 and encodes 362 amino acids. The transcript has 3 exons. The record is from RefSeq and is a predicted model, not a curated record. Lineage: Eukaryota; Fungi; Ascomycota; Eurotiomycetes; Chaetothyriales; Herpotrichiellaceae.